Molecule: messenger RNA, 915 nt
Organism: Trichoderma aggressivum f. europaeum
Lineage: Eukaryota; Fungi; Ascomycota; Sordariomycetes; Hypocreales; Hypocreaceae
Exons: 2
Coding region: 1-915 (304 amino acids)
Molecular function (GO): beta-ureidopropionase activity
Source: RefSeq, a predicted model, not a curated record
AUGGCGUCGAAUUUGAAGAUUGCGCUGGUUCAGCUGUAUUCCAAGCCGCUCGACGUAGCUGGCAACUUUGCUCGCGCAGAGUCAUACAUCCGCAAAGCCGCCUCACAGGGCGCGAACCUGGUGGUCCUUCCUGAGUACCAUCUCGGCUCAUGGAAGCCCGACUCCAAGAUCCUCCUCGCCACGGCCAAGGAGCAGACGCCAUAUCUUGCACGGUAUCAGGCCAUUGCCAAGGAGCUCGGCAUCGCCAUUGCCCCGGGCACGAUCCUGGAGCCCAUACCUGCGGAGGAAGGCAACGCCUCCAUGACUGAAGGAAUUGCGAAUGCGGCGUACUUUAUUGGCCCGGACGGCGCCGUCCUGGGACGCUACCAGAAGAAGAACUUGUGGCACCCCGAGAGAGACCACCUGACGGCCGAUGGAUUGACGCCGCACAGGGCGUUUGAUACUCCCUGGGGUCGUGUCGGACUCAUCAUCUGCUGGGACUUGGCCUUCCCCGAGGCAUGCCGUGCGCUGGUUGCCGACGGGGCCAAGUUCGUCGUGUGCCCUACCUUUUGGCUCAACAGCGACGGAGGCGAUAUCGGUGCCGAGGUGAACCCGGAAUGCGAGCGCCUGUUCUUGGAGAACGUGGCCGUGGCCCGAGCAUUCGAGAACACGUGCGGCUUUGUGUUCUGCAACACGGGCGCACCGUUGGGAAGCGGAACGAGUGGCAAGGACGAAGAGGGCACAGAGUUUAUUGGCCUGACACAGGUGGCGAUGCCGCUGCAGGGAGCCCUUGGCAAGCUUGGAGUUGAGGAGGCGAUGACUGUGGUGGACGUUGAUCUGAAGGUCCUGGACAUUGCAGAGGAGGUGUACAAGGUGAGGGCGGAUAUCGCCAUAGAGGGAUGGCACUAUGGACAUACUCUGCAGCGCAGAGAGUGA